AUGUCGAUACUGCUGCUGUUGCUCAUGGCACUAUCGAGCUGCAAAGCUUUCAAGCCCAUCUCAGACGCCCUGGAGCGUGCGCGGCAAAACCUUACGGCUUUUCAAAAGAAAUGGAUUGACCCAGACACGGAGGCGAAAUUUUACACUGCGUCAGUGCCCACUGGAACGUACAACUUUGGUGGCGAUCCUGCGCUAAAUAAUAAUUACACGCUCAUCUUCUCGGACGAAUUUAACAAUUCCAAACGCACGUUUGAAGCGGGUUUUGACUCGAAAUGGACAGCUGUGAACGUCCGUGAUACGAGUAACAUGGGGCAGCACUAUUUCUUGCCCCAAGCCGUGCAAAUUGAUAAGGGCAAUCUCAUUAUUACCACUUCCAAGCCCAAACAUCGCUACCGUGGCACCAAGUACGUCAGUGGCAGUGCACAGACGUGGAACAAGUUUUGUUACACUGGUGGUUAUAUUGAAGUACGAGCCAUCUUACCUGGCAAAUGGGGCGUCCCUGGGACUUGGCCAGCUAUCUGGAUCAUGGGGAACAUUGGCCGUGCUGCUUUCCUGGGCUCACAAGAUGAUACGUGGCCCUGGAGCUUUGACGUUUGUGCUCCGUACAUUGAAAAGAUUGAAAAGGUCAAGCAAAAGAUCAAUGCAUGCGGUAACCUCACAAACAAGCACGAUAAGAACUCGUACCCAGAGAGGUACGGGUUGAAUCCCUUUCAAGGUCGUGGUGCCACGGAAAUUGAUGUGAUUGAAGCCCAAAUUCGUGCUAAGGAUGAGCCGGCAUUCAUCUCGACGUCCUUGCAGAUCCGUCCGAGCCUGCUAGAUGAUAUGCGUCCCGGAUCUAUGAACCUACCGGGCCCUAAUCAAUGGUACCAAGGCCUCAAGUUCGGCGAGUUCACUCGCAUUAACAGCGACUACUACGGUGAGAUGGGUCUUGACUCCAUUUCUGCUCUGACGCAACUUGAAUCCAAUGCAUUCAACUCGUAUCACAUGUACCGCCUCGAUUGGUCACCUGGUCCAGAUGGAUACAUUCGUUGGUGGAUGGACAACUCUUUCUUGUUUGAGAUUCCUGGCUCCGCACUGAACAAGUGGGUGGAAGAUGUCCCUCCCCGCCAGAUCCCGGUGGAGCCCAGUUAUAUCAUUCUGAGUACGGCCGUUUCUGAGAAGUUCUCUCCACCGUGCUCUGGUCAGAUUUGCGACUCACUGUGGCCCUCAAACUUUACGAUCGACUAUGUGCGUGUCUACCAGGGCAACCCAAACCGGUACACGUCGGUAGGAUGCAAUCCGCAGGCAUAUCCGACGACGGAAUGGAUCUAUAAUAACCCAGUGAAUUACGGUCUCCCGUGGUAUGUUUCGCUGCGCGUGGACAUCGGCCUUCUGCAACUGUUCGCGGUAAUUAAUGCGUUUCUGGGUCUCUUCAUGGCAUUCCGCGGCUCGUCUCAUCCGAAAAUGAUGUCGGCUUACGCUAGCUCAUUGUGGCUCACUGCCUCGUUUUAUGGAGCUCUUAGUACCAGCACCCCCAAUGAUAUUUUGUGGGUCCAAACCGCGGUUGCCUGUCUGUGCGGAUUAGUGCUUGGUAGUCUAUGCUGUUUGGUAUACCCAAUUUCCCUGGGCGCGAUGCUUGGUCUGUAUGGAGGUGUCAUGAUUAGCCAAUUCGUGCCGUUACUGUCUUCGCGUGUGAUAACUGCAGUGCUGGUUUGUAUCGGGAUUGCGCUAGGCAUCUCGCCGCGGAUUGAUACCAAGCACAUUGUGGUCUUGUCGACUUCAUGGCUUGGCAGUUUGGCAUUUGUAUUGUCGGUGUCACUGUGGGUGAGCGAAGGUGAUAUUGCUGAGAAUGCGUGGGGACUCGCUGGCUUUGUCUUUAACGGAGAAAAACGCGACCACGUCGGCUUCUGCACCGAGCAUUGUCUCACGAUGUAUGGCUUGCUUCUCAUCCUUAGUGCAGUUGCCACAGCCUAUGCAUACUAUUGUAUGCGUGGUGUGCUGCUGCGCAACAACACGAUCAAAGCGCGCAAGGCUAAAUUUCCACCAGUGUCUGCGAGCUCAGAUGCUCGAUCUUGGAGGCCUAAUGGUGACGAUGUGUCCGGGGUGGAGAAGAACGUGGUGAACUUCUUUUCUCCGUCGAAAUUACCGCGCAACAUGCAGCAGUUCAGUACCAUCUUCCGCAUAGCUGUGAACGUGCAACGCUCAUUUGGUUUCCAGUUGGAUAACUUCCGUAACCAGACGGAGCACAUCGUGGUACUUCUUACGAAUAAUACCCGUAAUAGUGGAAACCCAUAUCGGAAGCUGCAUGGUUUUGUAUUUUCCAACUACGAUAAGUGGUGCUCAAAACUUAUGAUUCAGCCUCUUCACUGGAAUGAGCAACGGUCCCCUCAAGGUGGUCUCACAAGUGUGGACGAGAUUUCGGUGGACUUGUGCUUGUUUUUCUUUAUUUGGGGUGAGGCGAGCAAUUUGCGUCACUCGCCAGAGUAUUUGUGCUUCCUGUUUCACAAAAUGAAGGAGGAGUUCCCGUCGGUCCGUCACUCUGAGCGUGAAGCCGGACACUUUUUGGACACGGUGGUGACGCCUGUGUAUGGUUUGCUGAAGUCCGAAAUGACGUCCAACUACGACCACGAGGAUCGACACAACUACGAUGACUUCAACGAAUUAUUUUGGUCGAAGGAGUGCCUGAAGUAUGACUACAAGCACGAGGAGGUUAUCGACAUGACAUCGCCAAGCCCCGCCAGGAUUUUCCAGCAGCAGAAACAGAAACGCGAGGGUCUGAGUGGUUUCAGCGGCCAGCAGGGGCUCAAUAAUCGUGCAAAGAGCACGACCUAUCUUAACAAGCGCAAAAGCAUCGCUGAGGGAUUUACGGAGUCUGCAAAGACAUUUGUGGAGAAGCGAACGUGGCUGAUUCCAUUGCGCGCGUUCAACCGUAUCUUCAACUUCCACGUGAUAUCGUUCCACUUCUUGGUAGUGCUUGCGUUUGCAAAUGAGCAAGAAAUGAGCUUCACGGACGCUUGCAAGAUUGUCUCGAGUACUUUGAUUACACCCUUUAUGCUGGACCUUCUUCGUGAUGGCCUCGAUAUUUUUGCGGUGUAUCAUGUGCACCAAAAUACAUUUUCGUCAGCGCUUAGUGUCGUGAAGUUGCUUCUGCAUCUGGCGCUUGUGGUGGUGUCUUCGAUGCUGUACUGGUACGCUUGGGUUUACGGCGGUCCAUGGUGGCAGUCAUACUAUGUGGUUGUGGUGCUUUUGCAUGCUCCAGGUUUGCUCAACUGUAUCAUGCAGGUCAUGCCAGGUCUUACGAAUUGGACGCGGCACACAAAGUUCGUCCCCGUCGCAUUCAUUCGUGACAUUGUAAGCCCCAUGGACCGCUUGUACGUUGGUGAUAACGUUUUGGACCCGGCAUCUAUGAGUGUGGGAUACCAGCUUUUCUGGGUAUCACUGCUGUCUUGGAAGUUGUACUUCAGCUACAAGUUUGAGAUUUAUCCGCUAGUGGUGCCAAGUUUCUUGCUCUACGCCGAUCACAUGGAGAACAAAGUGAGCAUGAUCACAACAAUGGUACUCAUCUUCAUAAACUGGAUACCGUUCUUCUUGGUCUUCUGCGUGGAUAUCACGAUUUGGAAUUCGAUCUGGAUGGCCUUCGCGGGCACCUUUGUGGGUUUCUCGUCACAUAUAGGAGAGAUCCGCAACUUCAGCCGCGUCCGUUCAGCGUUCAGCCGUGCGGUGGAUGCGUUCAACGCCAAGGUAAUUUCCUGCAACUCGCAGACUGGGCUUCAAAUUUCUGAAAGCACCGCAAUGUCGUAUGGUUCUACAGCCGUCGGUCAUGAGGUGCUCGAUCGCGUUGCGGGAGGCGCGGAUCCGACAUCCCAAAUUUUGUCUCAGCGACGCACUUCUCCGCAUGAUGACGAGACCCCUCUGCUAUCUUUUUCGCGCCGCAAACAGACGACUCUGGAGCGGCAAGCGGCGCGUCGGCGCAAGUGGUUCUCGUUUUCUGUCGUGUGGGACACGAUCAUUGAUAGUAUGCGUGCAGACGAUUUAAUUUCAAACAAGGAGAAGGCGCUGCUUCACUUCCACCGUCUUGAUGGGUAUCAGCGAGAGAUCUACCUGCCGCAGUUCCAGUUGGCUGGUUGUUUCGAAACCUUCACGUCUACUAUUCUUGACGUGUACUCGUCUAAUGACAGUAAUGUAUCGGAGCGUGUGCUGCAAGACAAGUUGCUGGAAAUUCUCAGCGAAUGCCCGAUGGUGGAAGAGUCGUUAGAAGAAAUCUGGGAACUGACUAACUGGGUACUUAUCAAUUUACUUGGCCCAUGUCACGCCAAUGAUGUGAAGUAUAUCACGAGUGUGCUCAAUUCCUGGGCAACACGUGGUGUAUUCCGUGCACUGAAUCUGCAAAAAGUGGCUUCAUGUGGUCGCGCUUUAGCAGGCUUAGUGUCUCUACUGAAGUCAAAUGCCCGUACGUGGAAGAACAACGCUAAUGUUAUUCCAGUGCGGAAAGACCCUUCCGAUUACUUGUCAUACGAGUUUCCGCAGCAGUCGAGUUCGUACCGCCCAGCAUCAUCCGGGCUUACAAAAUCUGCAAGCACUACAGGCCUGUCGUCCCUGGGCCUCGAACCUCCUCGUCGUAGUCGUGGUUCUGGCGUUGCUCGCAUUGCACGCAUGCAACAGCAGACACACAAGCCAGCUGUCACCAACGGCAAGCCUGCGCACUCUAUUCCGAGUGCUCACAUUAUGCAAAUUCGUGAGCGUGUACGUACAUUCCUGAACCUAGGGAAGGAGAUUCUGGCUCAUGUCAACGAACAAGACCCGGUGUAUGCUGAUAGCAAGGGCAUUUCAGACCGUCUUACAUGGAUUCUGACGCAAGAACGUGGUUUCAUGUGGGACGACAAUUACACGGGCGAGCAAAUUACACUUACUGUAUUUGAAACUCACGCAGAUGUGGUGCUGUCGCACCUGCACGGACUCCUCACCUUGCAAAAGAUCGACGCUGAACCCCAGUCAUUUGAUGCGCGUCGCCGUUUGCUGUUCUUUGUGAAUUCGCUGUUUAUGGAUAUGCCACUGGCCCCAUUGCUCGAAGAGAUGAAGUCAUGGAGUGUCAUGACCCCGUUCUAUGCUGAAGAUGUUUUGUAUUCCAGAAAGGAUCUUGAAAGCAAACAAGAUGGUCUCGAUGUACACACGCUGCUAUUUCUUCAGACACUUUACAAGCGCGACUGGGCAAACUUUGUGGAGCGCGUGAAGCCCAAGAAGAAUAUUUGGAAGAAUCCGGACACAGCCAUUGAAUUGCGUAUGUGGGCAUCACUCCGUGGUCAGACACUCUCGCGUACGGUACAAGGUAUGAUGUAUGGCGAAGCAGCCAUACGUUUGCUUGCAGAGAUUGAGCAAGUUCCGCAACAGAAGCUUGAAGACUUGAUUAACACCAAGUUCACGUACGUCGUUGCAUGCCAAAUUUAUGGCCGCCAAAAGAAGAACAAUGAUCCUAAGGCGAGUGACAUCGAGUUUUUGCUGCAUCGCUUCCCAAAUCUCCGUGUGGCGUACAUUGAUGAGGUCCGCGUGAAUUAUCAAAAGGAGCAGUCAUACUUUUCGGUGCUCAUCAGGGGUGGUGACGCUCUUGGUUCGGUGCAUGAAAUCUACCGGGUACGGCUACCAGGCAACCCAAUCUUGGGCGAGGGUAAGCCUGAGAACCAAAACGCAGCCAUCGUGUUUACGCGCGGUGAGAACCUGCAGACGAUCGAUAUGAAUCAGGAUGGGUAUCUUGAGGAAGGACUGAAGAUGCGAAACUUGCUUGAAGAGUUUGAUAAAGGUACGGAUGACCGGCCUUAUACAAUCGUGGGAAUUCCAGAGCAUAUUUUUACAGGCAGCGUGAGCUCGCUGGCCAACUACAUGGCGCUGCAGGAGACAUCAUUUGUGACGUUGAGCCAGCGUACAUUGGCGCGCCCGUUGCGUAUGCGUUUGCACUACGGUCACCCUGACGUGUUCAACAAACUUUUCUUCAUGACGCGUGGUGGCAUUAGCAAGGCCAACAAAGGCAUCAAUCUCAGUGAAGAUAUAUUCGCCGGCUACAACAACUGCAUGCGUGGCGGAUGUGUGACCUUCCCGGAGUACACGAAGUGCGGCAAGGGACGUGAUGUUGGUAUGCAGCAGAUUUAUAAGUUCGAGGCCAAGUUGGCUCAAGGGGCUGCCGAGCAGUCGUUGUCGCGUGAUGUUUAUCGAAUUAGCCAACGCCUUGACUUCUUCAAACUGCUAUCAUUCUAUUACAAUCACGUGGGCUUCUACUUGUCGACGUCGGUCGUCAUCUGGACGGUUUAUUUCUUGGUCUACUGCAAUCUACUACGCUCGUUGCUUUCGUUGGAAGGUGUUGGAGGCCGCGAACCGGUGCUGCUGAGCACUUUGCAGGUGAUGCUGGGCUCAGUUGCUUUCUUCACAACGGCACCGCUGCUGGCGACGAUUUCAGUUGAACGCGGUUUCAAGGCCGCAUUAAACGAGAUUAUCGUCCUGUUCGUGACUGGUGGGCCGAUCUACUUUUUGUUCCACAUAGGCACGAAAUGGUUCUACUUUGGUCAGACGAUUCUUGCUGGUGGUGCGAAAUACCGCGCGACGGGCCGUGGUUUUGUGACAAAGCACUCGUCUUUCGAUGAGCUUUAUCGGUUCUACGCGAGCAGCCACCUCUACGCUGCAGUUGAAAUUGCCGUCGGCCUUACUGUUUACUUCAUUUUCACGAUUGGCCACCAAUACUUUGCAAUGACGUGGUCGCUGUGGCUUGUGUUUGUGUCAUGGUACUGGUCACCUUUCUGGUUCAACCCUCUGUCGUUCGAGUGGUCCGAUGUAAUGGAAGACUUCCGCUUGUGGUUCAAGUGGAUGCGUGGCGAUGGCGGCAACCCGAAUCAAUCAUGGGAGGCAUGGUUCAAAGAGGAGAAUGCUUACUUCUUAACCCUGCGCCCAUGGGCCAAGGCGUGCGUUACGAUGAAAGGCGGAUUGUUCGCGUUCAUCGCGCUCUCCAUAUCCUCAACGAGCGAUGAGUACCACUCGAUCCUGACGCAAGCAACAUGGCUUCCGUUAGCUAUUUGCUGUUUGAUGGCUGCUGUAUACCUAAGUGCUGAAGCAAUCUUCGUGACCUCGUCUCGCUCCAACGGCGAGAGUGGUCUUGUUCGCUUCCUGAAGCUCGUUUUGAUGCUUGUGCUGGUCUCAAGUCUCAUUGUCGCGUUUGUCUAUGUGGAUGGCAUGUGGCAGUGCUUGCUGAGCAUGGGAUAUCUUGCGGCGGCUGUGGGCUGCUGGGCGCUUCUUUUCGUUGGCACCAACUCGCGCUUUGUUGGUAGUCUUUACUUCGUGCACGAUGCCGUGUUGGGUCUGGUGUCGUUGACUCUGGUCAUGUUACUAGCAGCGUUUUAUGUUCCUGGAAAGAUUCAGACGUGGCUGCUUUACAACAACGCUUUGAGUCGUGGUGUAGUGAUUGAGGAUAUCCUUCGAUCUAGCUCGAGCAAUGACGACCGCGAUGAUGAUUUGUCGGUGCAGCAGAUGCGCUCCAUCAUCAUUGAACAGCAACGGUUCAUUAACGUGUUGACUACCAGUGGCAGUGAUCCGGACAUUCGUGGUGCUGGUCCUGGAAAGAAGGGAGACCUCACGCACACAAUGAGCGAUAACACGCUCAACGCGGUGCUGAGGAACAUGUCGGAAUCGGAGUUGAGUGCACUGCAGGAUUCUUCGAGCCGUCUGCAGGCUAUUAUGUCCGCGGAAGAACGCAAGGCCGCGGCACGCAAACAACAGGAGGAAGAGCAAAGACGCGCACAUGGAGGGAUGAAUCCAUCACUAUCGCUCACGCGCCGAGCGUAUUCCACGAACGAUUUUUCUGCUAUUCCGGGGAAUGCAUCUCCCUUCAAUCUUGUGACGCAGGACAACUCAACUGCGCCUAAUGGUGGCCCCCCGAUCGAUAACGGGCACGUGAAGACGCGUAAGUAG
Messenger RNA from Peronospora farinosa, 7926 nucleotides. Lineage: Eukaryota; Oomycota; Peronosporomycetes; Peronosporales; Peronosporaceae. The record is from the annotation of a GenBank genome assembly.